AAGCGAGACCUGUCACAGCUGGGAAGUGGAGUAAAUGGCAGAAGAGAUCAGAACAGACAGAUUGGGAGAGCAGCCUUAGAAUAAGCAUUUACUUUCUCUCUUCUCCCUGCAUUCCCUGUUAGACAUGGUGUCAUGAGACUUCCUGAAAGUAUCCUUCUGAAGCUCUGCUCUGGUGCAUGACCCACACAAACAAACAGAAAAGGCAGAACAGGGGAAAAAAAAAAGCUUCAAGAGUGCAGUUUCCUCUGACGGUGUCCAGAGUGGUGGAGAGGAUAAACAUCAUGGCCUGCUAGCAACACGCAGAGCAAGAUGGACAGGCAAUAGCAGAGAGUUUCUCCAGGGGCACAGUGUUGGUCCGUUAUGACAAGCUGCCGUGCAGAAGAUGACCACAUUUUCUGCGACUGAUAUCAGUGAUGUUGGUCAUGGGGAGAGUCUGGGCUGUGUCAGUGAGGAGGGCUCUUCUGCAGCAGAAGUGAAACAUGAGGUUCAUGCUUCUCCCAGUCAGCCAGCUUCAUUCUCCAGUUCUCCUAAUGAACUGAGUGACUCGCUGCCCAUGGAACCCAACGACAUCAAGCUGGAUCCUUCCACCCACACACCUGCUCCAGAAGGCCAGCCAGUGAAGAGGAAGAAAGGCCCCGCCCCCAAGAUGCUGGGGAACGAGGUGUGCAGCGUGUGUGGAGACAAGGCCUCCGGCUUCCACUACAACGUGCUGAGCUGCGAAGGCUGCAAGGGCUUCUUCCGCCGCAGCGUGAUCAAGGGCGCGCAGUACAUGUGCAAGAGCUCGGGUCGCUGCGAGAUGGACAUGUACAUGCGCCGCAAGUGCCAGCAGUGCCGCCUGCGCAAGUGCCGCGAGGCGGGCAUGCUGGAGCAGUGUGUCCUCUCGGAGGAGCAGAUCCGGCUAAAGAAGAUGAAGAAGCAGCACGAGGAAGAGGUGGCUCGUAGCUCAUCGGUGGCCACCCCCAGCCCAGUGCCUGAAGCCGCCCCACUGGCCCCUGAGCAGCAGGAGAUGAUCGAGAAGCUUGUGGCCAUGCAGAAGCAGUGCAACAAACGCUCCUUCAUUGACCGCCUUAAAGUCACUCCGUGGCCCCAGAGCCAGGACCCGAUGAACCGCGAGGUGCGGCAGCAACGCUUUGCCCACUUCACCGAGCUGGCCAUCAUGUCGGUGCAGGAGAUUGUCGACUUUGCCAAGCAGCUGCCUGGGUUCUUAGAGCUGACCCGUGAGGACCAGAUUGCCCUGCUGAAGACCUCCACCAUAGAGAUCAUGCUGCUAGAAACGUCUCGGCGGUACAACCCAUCGAUAGAGAGCAUCACUUUCCUCACUCCUGACUUCAGCUACAAUAAGGAUGACUUUGCCAAAGCAGGCCUGCAGUUUGAGUUCAUCAAUCCCAUCUUUGAGUUCUCCAAGGGCAUGAACGACCUGCACCUGGACGAGGCCGAGUAUGCCCUGCUUAUCGCCAUCAACAUCUUCUCUGCAGACCGACCCAAUGUGCAGGAUCAUGAUUUAGUGGAGAAGCUACAACAGCCAUAUGUAGAUGCUCUGCACUCGUACAUCAGGAUAAAGAGACCCAAUGAUCACCUGAUGUUCCCACGCAUGCUGAUGAAGCUGGUGAGUCUGCGCACGCUCAGCAGCGUACACUCGGAGCAAGUCUUCGCCCUCCGUCUGCAGGACAAGAAACUCCCUCCUCUGCUCUCCGAAAUCUGGGAUGUCCACGAGUGAGCCCCUAUUUCCACCCCCCCGGGGCAGAGUCAUACAGGAUCAGGACAGUAUGGCUGAAGGGAGUGAGGGAGGGGCACAGGUUCAUGAUGGCCAAGCGCAUAACCUCUUUAACUGUUUCUUGAGGAGCCUGGUUUCAUCUUCCUCUUUUGCUUAUGUUUUGUACUCUCCUGUGAAAGAUACAGUGGUCAGUGGUCUGCUUUUUCAGACUGAGCUCUCUAUAGACUGCAUGGCCAGAAGGCUAAGGGACAGCUUAUGGCCAGAUCUGGGUAAAUUGCAUUGGCAGUACUGGUGUCUCUGGUGUUGGACCUCUGAGAUAUAGAUAUUCUGGGCCCAGUAUCUUGCUCACUGGAAUAAUUACUACAAAUGUCUUGUUCAAGAUGGUUCUGGGUUUUUUGUUUGUUUGUUUUUGUUUGUUUGUUUUUUCCCCUCUUUUUUUUUUUUUGUGUUCAGUGUACUAAAAGCUCUGAGCAGGUCUUGGUGAUAUUUCCUAGUCUUCACUGAAACGUUUCAUUGUGGUUUUCUGAUGAGGAAUGGAUUUGUUUUUGCAUUUUGCUUUUUUCAGUGGCCACAUUUCAACUGUCAAAACCCGGAGCUAAUUGACUCCAGAACCAAAGGGUUGUGAUCCAGACACCCAAGUUUACUGUGCAUUGUCCCUUAUUGGCUCUAUGCUGACUCAGAUCUGGGAUGGUUGUUAUGCCCACACCACCUUAACAAGGUGGAGAGUCACAGCAUAGAGUUUUUCUCCGCGCUCCGGGAAUCCUUCAUCCCUGCACUUUGGGACCAAACACCUGUCAUUUCAAACAUGGCCAGGGAGUGGCGCUCUUACGCCCAUUUUAAUUUUAGCACUGGCUGUUAAGCCUAUUUUCACUCUGCACUGUUUUUGAUCUGACCUAAAUGUUGACAUGAGCCCCUGGCAUUUUGAGGAACUUGGGUGAUUGUUCAGAAGCACAGUGGAAGUUUUUUUUUAAAUUAUUAUUGAAUUUCAAAGCAAGGUAUCAUCCAAAGGUUUUUCAUGUUGUGUGGUGCGGAAGCUGUUGUGAGUUUAUAGGUUGUAUAAUUGUAAAAGGGGCAAUCAGGGAAAUUCUUUUCCAAACAUUCUAAUCUGGGCCAGUUGGUUUCCAGUUAUGGUAAAAAUGUGACAGAAGUGUGAGGAUUCUGAACUGGCUGAUUGGUUGGGUAUGCAAGAGAGCGUCUUCCGAUUUGUGUUCCUGCUUAAUGAAGUCCUGUGUGUAGAACUUUCAUAGCUCCUCCUCUAUUUCAUGACCGAACAGAAGAAGCAAGCAUAGAUAUGUUGACUAUUGCUACAUACAAUCGCAUGUUUGCAGUCUGUGAGUGAAGGAGAUGGUGAACAAAAGGCAAUCCGCUUCAUACAAAAAUCCAGUGAGUGACUUACAGGGAUUGGCAGGAAUCACUGGACCUGUCAACAUAAACCAGUAUGCUGCUCAUCUUAGAAAAACUACUGUAGGGCUGCCAUGAAAAUAGGUGUCAGUUCAAUGGAUCACUAAAAUAAGUCUGACUUUGUCCCUUUUUAGUUUACAUCAGCUGUAUCCAUUUACUUUAAAAAUAGAUUAACUUAAUCAUUUCUUCCAUCAUAAAACCUCAGUGUCCUGUCUCUGGUGGUAGUUGGAUGCAACAGUACACACACAAACAAAAAUGUACAGUAUAGUGGGUCUUCCAAUCCAGGGGUUAGACAUAAAAUUGUUGUUAAAUGAGUUUUUCAGUGCCGUCAUGUGGUGGUUUUUUUUAUCCCCCCCCCCCCAUUCUUCUUCUAAUUUUUUUCUAUGUGUCAUAGUGUCUGUUGAAGCCUAUGCUGACAGUUUUAUUUAUACCCUCCGCGUUCCCCUGUCAACUAUUGUUCUGUACACCUGCCUUACAACUUCAGCAGGGUGGGUAGGUUUUUGUCAUCCACUUUGUCAUUCUAAUGUCCCCGGUUCAGUUCUGCUCUUGUGAUAUUUCAAGAAUGGAAUUGAUGGACUUUAAUCAACACGGUGUUUUUACAUUACGGCCCUGUAAUGAUUCCUGAAGGCCCCUUUGAAUUGGGUGAGGAGGCUUUGCCAGUCCCCCAAAGCACCAAUAAAAUAUAGGCUAGAGACUAAUGUCGAGUGUCUACUGUACAGUGGUAGUAUUAGAGUAAUAGAAAGCACUUUAAAGUGUGGAGAACUUGAUCUUGGGGCUGAUGCAGAUCUGUCCUACGUGACCAUGUAAUUCAAGACUAUUUUGGCUGCUAUAAUAUGCUGUAAUAUAAUUGGAUACUUCAACUAAUAAAUAUUAUUUUGCCUCUGUGAAAACAAGUCAUAUUGUACAAUUUGAUGUCCCAAUCUGGAGUCACUGUAGCUGUCAUUUUCACCUAGUUCGGACUAAAUGGAACACACAAUUGUCGCUAAGGUUGUACUGUUUGAUCAUUUGAUCUCUUAUAGCACUACAUUUAGCUUGACAGUUGCAUUGUUUCUGGCUGGGGUGAAAAAUGUAAUCAAAUAUGAAUAAAAUGAUGUGUAUACACCAUUAUGGUAAAUUGCCCAGUUGAGCCCUUGCAAUGAAAAAACCCUACAUAUCCAUAUACUGUUGUUCUUCAUUCUACAAAAUAAAAACAAUAAUAUAAAACAUUAUUGCAAGUUUUAUUUUUAAAUUGCCCAUAUGAGUGAUGUAAGUUAGGUCUAAAUGAAGUAUAUUUAGCAUUUUAAUUGUAUAGGUUGUACAAAAUCAAAAAUUGAUUACACAUAAAGGGGAAAUGGCUGAUAUAUGGUUUUCAUUGCAAGGGUUCAGUUGUAUACUGUACAAGUGAAUUUGUAUGACCUGUUGAUCUAACACCUGCCACGUUCAGCCCAUGUACGUUGGUUAUUAUAGCAUGUUCUGGCCCCACAGAUGGGACAUGUGAUUUAGUGAGUGGUAGAAAUUUACACCAUACAUCAAAUCAGCAUGCAAUUGCAGUGUCAAUUUGCAUUUUUUCUUCAUUAAUAAAUGGGCUGGCUUUUAACAAUGUUAACAUACCAGGUGAUCAUUUUAAUACAGAGUUGACUGUAAUUAUAAUUUAUUUUUUAUUUCCUGUUGGGUGAACAUUUAAUCUUAAUUAAUCUGACCUCCUGUGAUGUGGUAUCAAGCAGUGGUGACAGAAAUGCAACGUAAGUUUUGACGCCUUAAGUCCUUGGAUAAACUGCUUUAUAUGUAUAAAUUAAAAUCUGACAAAUUUUAUUGUUCUGGCAGAGUUUAUAUAUUUGUUUGUUGAAAAAUAUGUAGAUGACUAAGCACCUCAGCUAUUCUUUAUACAGAAAUAUAUUGACCUGAAACAUUGAACUUCUCAUUCUGUCUUUUUAUUCUUCUGCAGUUUAAUAGGUUGAGUUUACCUUGUAAAUAAACUUACUGAAAAUCA
Messenger RNA from Electrophorus electricus (electric eel), 5084 nucleotides. RefSeq names its product nuclear receptor subfamily 1, group H, member 3 (gene nr1h3). Gene Ontology annotation, cellular component: RNA polymerase II transcription regulator complex. Gene Ontology annotation, molecular function: RNA polymerase II cis-regulatory region sequence-specific DNA binding; zinc ion binding; nuclear receptor activity. Lineage: Eukaryota; Metazoa; Chordata; Actinopteri; Gymnotiformes; Gymnotidae. Gene Ontology annotation, biological process: cell differentiation; negative regulation of transcription by RNA polymerase II; lipid metabolic process. The record is from RefSeq and is a predicted model, not a curated record.